This is a messenger RNA of Carassius gibelio (silver crucian carp), 1048 nucleotides long. RefSeq names its product clathrin coat assembly protein AP180. Bases 383 to 841 code for a protein of 152 amino acids. The record is from RefSeq and is a predicted model, not a curated record. The transcript has 3 exons. NCBI's taxonomy places the organism in Eukaryota, Metazoa, Chordata, Actinopteri, Cypriniformes, Cyprinidae.
AACAGUUCACGUGCAUAUGUGUGUGUAUGAGAAUGUCGGCACAUAUCGGGUGAAAGAGUGUGUGUUUGCUUUUGAGUGUGUCAUUUACCGAUUUGAAGAACCUCACAGAUCCUCUCCUACAGUCUCCGCUCCUAAUGAAGCCUCCUCUGGUCACUGUUGAGAUUUCUGUAUUGGCAUCGGUGUUGCCAUGGACACUGCUUUCUAUGUUGCUAGGGCGAUAGUCUUUGAACACUGGAGUUACUGGAGUUCUGUUCUCCACGGAGCACAAGCAGAUGUUGAGCGCAAAACUCAUCAUAUCUAAUAAAACCGUCUCCAACUUCCACUUUCUUUCUCAUUCUUCCUUCUCUGAAGUUUCAUCCUCAGGGUGAUUUUUUUCUGGAAGAUGUUUUUAAAUGUUGAUCCUCUCCUCCCAGUAGAUCCCUUCACUCCAGCGGCUGGUACAGCUGAUCAGUCCCUUCAGCUGGACCUGUUCUCCAUGCAGCCAGUAGAUGACAGUAACUCUCUCUUUAGCUCAGUGGCAUCCACUUCUGUCCAGGCGUCUGUCUCCACCACCAGCAGCACUGUAGACCCCACUGCUUCCUCAGCCCCGACGAUAGACCUGUUUGCUGAUUUUUUUGAUCCCAUGCCAGAUUCAUCUGUUCCCAAAAUAGACCCAAACCCCAGUCUAGACCAGUUUUCAGCAGAUGUGUUUCGUCCUCCUGCUGCUUCUCUGUCGGCCCCUGUGAUCUGGCCAGACAGCGGCGCAAAUCUGGACCUGUUUGGUGGUUGGUAUCUACCCAGUUUGCAUGCUGGGGGUUUGAUUUGCAUGUCUUGCUCAGAUGGUUGCUGUGGAUUCUGUUAAAGCUGAUGGUUGAUGGACCAAGCAGUGGUUGUGAGAGAUUUCCUGAGCUGAUAGUAGUACAAAAGGCUCCAAUGAGGUGUAUGUGUGCGCUUUGGUGUGAGGUUGUUUCUUUGGCUUUUAUAUAUGUGUGAUAACACUCUCUCUCUGUCUCUUGCUCUUGGGUUGUUUCUCAGUUUAAUGGCUUUGGCUCACUCUAACCUUUUUUAC